AGCUUUCCCGCCUUCCCGCCUCAGGCGCUGCGCGAUGGCGCCGCGUUCUCCCCGCCCCGCUCCGCUCGGCUGCAGCCGCGGUGAGUCCCGGGGAGCCUUGAGGCGCUGGGCCCGCCCUGAGAGUGUGGUGUCCGCGGCCCCGGUCCCUUCAGCGGCCUUUCCGUAGCGCAAGGCCCCGGGGCACCGCUCUGUGUGCCGGGUGCUGCAGAUAUAGUACUGGUUACCAUGAAAAGUGGUGGACAGAAUGGAGCCAGAGUUACAGGAGCUCUGGUGUGGGCUAUGGUGAAGAUAUGAGCCCCUCGGUGGGGAGGAAGAAUCCUGCUGGCAGCGAGUGAGCAAACCGUCUGAGUUGUGUUGUUCCACAGAGGAUUUAGAGGGGUCUUGCUGUGUCAGAUGAUGUUGGAAGGCAUGUCACAGUUGGCAGGCCGAAAUCAUGCAGAUGAGCAGUUGGAAGUAGCGGUUUCUGCAGCCAUAGAAAAGGAUGUCAUGGGAAAAUGGAUUGAUCCAAAAAAUCCAGCAGCUGACAUUAAGCGAGAAAAAUCUCCCAUCAAAACUCAUGCUGAAACUACUGAAUUAUUAGAUGGAGAACUGGAUGCUCUUCGGUCUUUUUGCACCAUUAAGAUAAGUAAGAUGCGUCAGCAGCUGCACUCUAAGCAGGCAGACGGUGGCAAGUCAAGAAAGCUGCAGCCUGGAUUCACAGCAAAGAAACAGGAGACAAGUGAUUUGAACUGCAUCGUUCCUGAUCAGCUAAUGAAUAGAAUCCGCCUGAAAAAUAUCAGAGAGACUGUUAAACAGGUGACAGAAGCUCAGCUCCAUGAAUCUUCAGUGUGCCCUGACUGUCAGAAAAAGCAAGCAGAGCUAGCCAAGAUUGCCUUUCUCAGACGGAAGAAGGUGCUAAUGGAAAGUGCUCUAAUCCAAGAGAAACUGGAAGAACAGAUUUACUCCAGAGAUGUGCUUACACGUAUAGGAGAAGCACUUGAAAGCUUUCCCAAACCUUCAGAGGAUCCCAGGAACUUAUGGCAAAGGCUGAAAGGUCAUAAAAUGUAAAGCCUGAAGGCAGUAAACGUAACUCAAGGACAUAAAGAACUGGGAGAGUCAUCUGCGGGCAGUCACAUACUGAAUGCCAAUGAUUGUGGAUGUAACCUGUGUUGUCAGUGAUUAAUUGGGUGGUGGUUUAAUAUUCUAGCAGGUGGAAGUAGAUAUGCCCAGCAUGUGGGUGUCUGGGUUAUGGUUCAACCCUUCAUUUUCCCUAAACACAAAUGUUGCAAUGUAUUGUAAUCCAGCUCAAUACGUUUUGCACAUUACGGAAACCAAUGAUUUCUAUUAUUAAUCUGACAAGUAAAAAGUAUUGUUUUUGUGGGAUUGCUUGUGGAAUUUCAGAGCAGCUCACAGCUGCUUCCAUCCAUAAGAAAAAUGAAUGAUUCUGUUUUUCAGGGCAGGGAGGUACAAUUACUGGAUUUCAGCUCAAUCUUUGCCCACUGUGUCAUGGUAAAUUGGAAGCGAGAGCCCCAGGUGGAGGAGAAAAAGAAGGUUGUGAAGUAACUAUAGAAAGGAGUAAAAUGAGAUUGGGGUAUUUAUAGAACUGAAAUAAUGAGACUAUAAGAGAAAUUAAAUUAAUCAGCAAGACUGAGGAUGCCAACAGGACAAGAAAUGAUGAUAAAUUAAUCAUAGAACUUGUAUAGGAUAGGUUUCUGGGAAUAGAAAAAACAACAUAGAUUAAAAUCGGAGUAAGAUGCCAAAUAAUAUUUUUUGACCAUUUUUUGAAUGUACUUUGGAAUUUGUUGUAAUUUUCUGUGAUACUUUCCUAGAUGGCCAAGUCACUGUAUGUCAGAGUGGGUGAAAGAUUGGUAUUCAGUACAUAUCUAAAUAAAAUGGCUUUAUGCUGGGGAUCUCGAUGGGUUCGACAAUGAAAUCAUCUUCAUUGCAUCCUCAAAAGAUGUGCUGAUCAGUGGGCACAAAUGCAGCCACCUUGCUGAUCAGUGCAGAUGGCGAGAGCUCGUGUCCCUCUUGCAGCAACCUUGGGCCGUUGGACUUGAGUGAGUCAUGAAGUUACCGACUCUCACCAGUCUCCAGUUUCCUGACUUGUGUGCACUUAGAUGUCUGAAGGCUGCAGAAAUCUUGAAGGAAUAUCCUUAUCUAUGAUAUUUUCCUGAAUUUUUCUUACAGAGAAAGUAGAAUUAAAUGUUACUGUUGCAUUUUGUUGUCCCAUUUUGGGACAAGAAUAUGUAUUCUUGAAGUUGGUUUUGUGUUGUAUACCCAUGUAGUUAUUUACUUUUGUAUGCUGUAUUUUGUUUUAAGAGUGUUUGAAGGUUGUGGAGCCUCUUGUUUUCACUUCCCACAAAUCAGUGGAAAACGUGAUACAGAGGUAGAGAGGUCCUCCUAUUUUAGCCAAUACCUGCCUUUUAGUGCUUAAAACCUACCUUGGGUGAUUUCACUGAGAGGUGAUCCUGAGCACAUCAAGCCCCAAGUGAAAAUAUAAUGCAGGCCGGAGUUGUUCAAAGCUAGUUGUUCUCCCUGCCUUGGCACAAUUUAUUCUGAUUUCUUGUAAACAGCAGGUUUAAUAGCCCAUCAAAAAUAUUCCCCUAAGCUUGGCUUUCACUUUAGAAUUGUCACUGCAGAUUAUGUAGCUACCUAUGUAAUGAAUGCAGCUUUUUGCUUCCUAUUACUCUAUAAUCCUUAGAAAUGUUUAAAUCCCUUAAAUCUCCUACCUUCCAAUCUUAUAAACCUUUUCUUUUUAGAUGCUGCGUCUCUGUUUCUUAUUUGCUUUGGACUAUACCCCUUGUUUCUUGAGUUUCUCCAAGUCUCUCACAACCUGCCCAACACCAGGCAAAGGUGCCUGUUACUCCAUGUGAAGUCUCACAAGGGCAGUUGGAUACAGAAGUGGUGAUCAGGAAUGGAACCCUUUGAAAACGUAAUUUCGCUGUUCUUGCCAAUGAACACAGUUUUCAGCCCUUACAAAACCACAGAAAGUGAGUUCCAGGACUCUAAAUGUAAAUUGAUUAUUUUUAUAAGUAAAAGACUACAUUUUGAUAUUUUUGCUUUCAGUACUUAGGUGCUUUCUAGAAAUACUGAAAUAUUUCUUUGCAACUCUUGUCAAGCCUUUAUGCAGAUACGUUGAACUAUGAGCUAUUUGGGUUAAGCAUCUGACAAUAUUUCUCUGUAAAAUAGUAUUCAUACUCGCGCAGCACAGUGGCUGUAUAGUGCUUGUUUGUUCGCAUAAAUGUUCCUAAGACAGAUCAGAUAGCUUCUCCGAAAAAUCAAAGCACAUUUUGCUUAUGUCUGCAUGCGUUUCUCUACUGCUCACUACAGUUCUUUCAUUUUUUAUCAAGAAUGACUCUGAGAGCUGAGUGUUUGUCUUUUGCUUUCUUGUAGCAGCUAUUAGGAGUGUACAAUGGAAUGAAUGAUCUGAGUCUCUAAAUAAUUUAUGUUAUAAUCCUGCAGUGUUUGAGACUAGAGAUCUAAAAAUUCUGACAUGGAGGACGUAGGAAAAAAGAGUAGAUCACGUCUCUUCCUUUUUCCCCUCACAGGAGCUCCCCCAUCCACCUUCCUCAGCAGUAGAUGUUUUCUUUUGAUCCAAAGAAACACCCUAAAACUAUGAUCAAGAAAUAUUUAUUCCUCUGCUCCCUUGUUUGUGCUUGCUCGGGUAUAAAAGGAGCGAGAUGGAUCGAGGGUGAUUCAUCUGGUGGGCAGCUGUAGUACUGAAACAAAUCAAUCUGCCUGUUAAAAGUACUUGGGAGCUUUUGCUUUCUAGCUUCCAUGCUACACAUAGUGGUGUUAUUUAAUCUUCUGAAUGAUUUGUUGUGUAGCAGAGUUUAUUGCGCUGAACUUUGUACAAAUACAGAUGGGUCUUCCAUAUA
This is a messenger RNA of Columba livia (rock pigeon), 3857 nucleotides long. It is a transcript of the gene C12H8orf48, whose product is annotated as chromosome 12 C8orf48 homolog. The record is from RefSeq and is a predicted model, not a curated record. NCBI's taxonomy places the organism in Eukaryota, Metazoa, Chordata, Aves, Columbiformes, Columbidae. The coding region runs from base 394 to 1047 and encodes 217 amino acids. The transcript has 6 exons.